This is a messenger RNA of Penicillium verrucosum, 2871 nucleotides long. Its product is annotated as LipA and NB-ARC domain protein. The transcript is spliced from 8 exons. Gene Ontology annotation, molecular function: FAD binding; monooxygenase activity. Lineage: Eukaryota; Fungi; Ascomycota; Eurotiomycetes; Eurotiales; Aspergillaceae. The record is from RefSeq and is a predicted model, not a curated record. Bases 1 to 2871 code for a protein of 956 amino acids.
AUGAAAGUAUCAAACCAGCCUCUUGACGUCCUCGUCAUCGGCGCUGGCAUUGCCGGUCUUUCAGCAGCUAUUGCUCUCGGAAAACAAGGACAUCGCGUUCUGAUUCUGGAAAAAUCGGCUUUUUUAAAGGAGACAGGUGCCGCAGUUCAUUUGCCGCCGAAUUGCACUGCCUUGCUACGCUGGAUGGGCAUUGAUCCGGCCGAUUUCGGGGGCACAUUGCUUCAUGAGGAGUGGUACCUCGUGCAUCGAAUUGAGCUGCACAAUCACCUGAAGCAACGUGCCCUUGAGACCGCAACGCUGUAUACACAGUGUAGAAUCACCGAGGUCAAUCUGGAAGGGGCUUGCCCGUCGGUCACUCUCGAUGAUGGUCGCACUUUCAAAGCCGACGUGCUUCUUGGUGCAGAUGGACUGCAUUCCAAAAUUCGCCAGAGUAUCGCCCCAGAGUCUCCCUCCCCAUAUCCCGUUGGCAAGUCAUGCUUUCGCUGGCUGCUCCCCACAGAUCAAUUAAGGCAAUAUGCAAGUACUACGGAUUUUGUGCGGGAUACUGGCGUGUUUCUUGAGUGGGAAUCUAGUGACCGACGGCUCGUGGCCUACCCUUGCUCUGAUGGCAAAAUCCUCAAUCUUUGUGCUUUUGUCCCUUUGAAUGAAGUUCAAGCAGAUGAACAAAGCGACAGUUGGCAGGCAGCUGGAGACAAGACUACAAUUGUCAAGGCCUUUUCUAAAUUUUCACCCGGCGUUCAGCAAAUCAUUGCAAGCGCAGACAAGAACCUCAAAGUUUGGGAUCUGUACGAUAUGGAGGCACUGCCGACCUGGACUCGAGGCCACGCAGCUCUUCUGGGAGACGCAGCACAUCCGUUCCAGCCAUACAUGGGACAGGGAGCAGCUAUGGCAAUUGAAGAUGCUGUCAGCAUUGCCACCUUGCUUCCUUGGGGCACCACACCGCAUGAUAUCCCCAUGCGACUUGAUCUGUAUCAAACGGCUCGUCGGCCAAGGGUCGACCUUGUCCUCCACUAUACCCGGAUGAAUGGACGGGAUGAAAAUGAUGCAGCCGGUGAUAGAAUUUCAGCUGCGGAAAUGGUGAAAAUCAUGAACAUUUGCUUCUCACAUAAUGAGAUUGAGCACUCUACAAACUUGCUGGAUGCGCAUGCCGAUCAGCGGGAAGCAACAGCCUGGGCUGCCAGUACCCCAUCUCUUGUGGCCCCAUUACAGCCCUCGUCACAGUCCCCAGCACAACCCCCAUCAUACACGGACCUUUAUGGACCCCCGCCUCCUAGUCCUAUAAGUCCAGGCUCACUGCCGCGACCAAGGACAGCAGGGCCAACUUCAUCCCCGACUCCGCCGCCCCCGACUCCUGUUCAAAAGGCAUACAGCGAAGCGCGGCAUUUCCUCACCGGUCUAAUCAGUCGUCCAAUAGAAUCAAACAAGCAUGUCACGAUUUUACGACAUUCCCAUGGACUAGUUUUCUACCGUGGACCCACUACAUCGGUCGCUAUAUCAAUCUUCUCUGAUGCCCCCUUACCACCUGAACACACCUUGUGGUUGCAGAGCAAAGGUUGGAGCGGGAAGACCGGGAUGCAAUUCAAGUCGUUUCUCCGUCUCCGGGAUAGCUGGCUAGACGUGACCCCAGGUAUGCCACUGAGGGCCGACCAGGUGACUCCAGAUGAUGAACGAGCUUGGCAACGCGACAUCAAGAAAUUCCGGAAGAAGGCCCCGGCUCGUCCGCGCGAUACACACCAGCUACGUGAGACUGCCGUUGUGCGGAUUCCCGCCGAAGCCGGCGAUGGUUAUUUCCAGCUGGUUCUCUGCCAAGGAGUAAAGAAGAAGGUGCUGGGCAAUAGCCCCGUCUUCCGCGUGCUCUCUACAUCCACCGCUCCCAGCUCUAUCCGUGGUGCGAGCCUUAGCACGCUGCCCCUGGAGGUUGGGGCUAUGGUUGUGAGCCUUUAUGCUCAAACAGCAGCGCGAACCGCGGCAGGUCCAGCUGCCAUGGCCAUCCAAGCCAAAGCUACUGCGAUUCGUCCAUCGUGGGUGAAAACGACUGCGGUCCAGAAGGUUUACACUACUAGUGGCAUCGAAAACCGCGUGGGCGGUAUUAUCAAUGGACCUAAAGGCCCUAUUGGGCGCUCUCAGAUAAAUGUAGCAGCGCCAGAAAUAGCUGGAAGCAGCCCCGUUUCUAUCGAUGUUGGCCCUCAGUCACCAUUCCCUAUGACAUUCAAAGCUCGCUGUCAAACCGAUCAAAUCUCGCUCAACAACCCUGACGAUAUACCGAAGUUGAGCUUGAUUAGAAUGCCCGACUGGGUGACGGAGCAGUUAAGGGGCUACUUCUUCGGCUGGGCUCGGUUCGAUACUGGGCCGAGCAAAGGUUCCUCAACUGGUGAAUGGUGCCCAGCUAUCUUGUCUGUGCGAGCGUUAGAUCCCCUCCAGGCGAUGAGAGUGAACCUAGCUCAAAUAUCGAAACGCGUGGUUGCAAUUCGCCUGCUCGAGGAUGUUCCUCUACAAACAAGCAAAAUCGAGAUUCGGGUUUUGGGAUACCUUCGCGCUGAAAUUCCACCACCCACCGGGGCCACGAGCAAAGAACUUGGUGAGGCGCAAGCAGCAGCUGCAGAAGCAGCUUUGCUCGCCGAUGUAUACGACGCAUCUGUUGUACAGGAUACUCUGGCUCAUCCCGCGUGGGCCGCGGAACACCCUGCGAUCUCAGAACUUCAACAAAACUCGAGUUGGAUUGAUCGCACGGUGGAGGGGUAUACCAAUAUCAUCACCCGUGGACAGAAGUUGGUAGAGCAAGUUCCAUUGCACCUGGUUGGAGUUCGCUCUGUUACCGAUGAACUCAGAGAGAGCCAAGUUGCUGUAAACGGGUUUUAUAUAGUCCGCUAA